Messenger RNA from Sceloporus undulatus (fence lizard), 1063 nucleotides. RefSeq names its product glutathione S-transferase A4-like. Gene Ontology annotation, molecular function: glutathione transferase activity. The transcript has 7 exons. The record is from RefSeq and is a predicted model, not a curated record. The coding region runs from base 251 to 922 and encodes 223 amino acids. Gene Ontology annotation, biological process: xenobiotic metabolic process; glutathione metabolic process. Lineage: Eukaryota; Metazoa; Chordata; Lepidosauria; Squamata; Phrynosomatidae.
AUGUAGGGCUUACUGUUUCAAGAAGAGACAUCAAAUUCUCCUUUGACCACCAUCUGCAAAAAGCACUUGUGAAUCACAGAAACAAAAGAGGUUUUAUCAGUCUCACAAGAGUGAGUGGGUGGAGUUCCAAGACUUAACUGUUCCAGGAAAGGUUUCUUGUGCAACUAGAGAAAAAAUUGCCUGGAACUCAGACCAGGUCUCAAACCUGGAACUCAGCUCAGAGCAGAAUAUCCCACCCUUGAACCAAACCAUGGCUGCAAAACCCAAACUUUAUUAUUUCAAUGGGAGAGGUAGAAUGGAACCUGUUCGCUGGCUGUUAGCAGCUGCUGGUGUUGAGUUUGAAGAAGUGUUUUUGGAAAGAAGAGAGCAAUAUGAAAAACUAUUGAAAGAUGGAUUCCUGCUCUUCCAGCAAGUGCCCAUGGUUGAAAUUGAUGGGAUGAGACUAGUGCAAACCCGGGCCAUUCUGAGCUACAUUGCUGCAAAGCACAACCUCUACGGGAAGGAUCUGAAAGAGAGAGCACUAAUUGAUAUGUAUGUGGAAGGAACAACUGACCUGAUGACAAUCAUUAGAGUACAUUUCAAAUUACCUGCAGAAGAAAAGGAGAAGAAUCUCAACUUGAUCAUUGAACGUGCCACAAAGCGAUACUUUCCAGUUUAUGAGAAGAUUUUAAAAGACAAUGGGCAACAUUUUCUUCUUGGCAACCAGUUCACCUGGGCUGAUGUCCAACUAAUUGAAGCCAUUUUGAUGACGGAAGAGAAAGAGCCCACCAUUCUCUCACAGUUUCCUCUGCUGCAGGCCUUUAAAGCAAGAAUUUGUGAUGUUCCCACAAUUAAGAAAUUCCUGCAGCCUGGCAGUCAGAGGAAGCCUCCACCUGAUGAAAAAUUUCUGGCAACAGCAAACAGAGUUUUCAACAGAAAAUAAAAACAGAAAAUAUGUUAUGCAGUGUAAAAUCCCAUUUGAGAAGCAGCUGUUCUUCUAUACAUCUCUUCAAAUAUUCCUUAGCAUUUAUGGGCAACUUAUAAAAACUUGGUUGGCUGAAGGCUAACUAAUAAAAAAAAUCAU